This is a messenger RNA of Malurus melanocephalus (red-backed fairy wren), 540 nucleotides long. RefSeq names its product acid phosphatase 5, tartrate resistant (gene ACP5). Gene Ontology annotation, biological process: bone resorption. NCBI's taxonomy places the organism in Eukaryota, Metazoa, Chordata, Aves, Passeriformes, Maluridae. The annotation marks the transcript as partial. The record is from RefSeq and is a predicted model, not a curated record. The transcript has 2 exons. Gene Ontology annotation, molecular function: ferrous iron binding; ferric iron binding; acid phosphatase activity.
UGUCCCGCUGUCCCCAUUGUCCCCAUGUCCCGCUGUCCCCAUAUCCCACUGUCCCCACUGUCCCCAUUGUCCCCAUAUCCCGCUGUCCCCGCUGUCCCCCCCGUGUCCCCAGGAAACCUUCGAGCGGGUGUUCGUGUCUCCGGGGCUCCGCGGUGUCCCCUGGUACGUGAUGGCCGGGAACCACGACCACGCGGGCAAUGUCACCGCGCAGCUGCGCUACAGCCACCACUCCCCGCGCUGGCACUUCCCCCACCCCUACUACAGCCUGCGGCUGCACAUCCCCAAUUCCAACGCGUCGGCGCGGCUGCUGGUGCUGGACACGGUGCUGCUGUGCGGUCACUGCGAUGAUUUCGGUGUCGCCGAUGUCCCCGCGGGUCCCCGGGACGCGGCGGCGGCCGGAGCUCACCUGGCCUGGCUGCGCUCGCAGCUCGAGGCGGCGGCCGGGGAUCGCUUCGUGCUGGUGGCCGGCCACUACCCGCUGUGGUCAGUGGCCAAACACGGCCCCACGCCGUGCCUGGUGCGGCUCCUGCGGCCGCUGCU